GGAGCGAGUAAUGUUCAAGUUGGCGCGCGGAAGAUCGCGCCGUGGCCGAGUCUAGUCGGAGCCACGCGGCGCCCAGCGCCGUGCUCAGUAUUCGUAAAGCGUGCGACCGACGCGCUGCCCGUGUUCGUGGCUCCCACUCGGAUUGACUAUAAAAUUUGUGUGUUCUGUUCUGUGCAGUGCUCAUCGUUCCCUUUGUCUGCAGGUACAGUGCGAGCCGGGAUGUGUACAGUGAUGGUGUGACGUGCCUGAACGCACAGUGUUUGUGUUAACUAUAGUGCAAAAGUGUUCAUGGAUUGUGUCUAUUUUGGAUUGACAUAGCGAGUCCUCGAGAGAUCAACUUGAGAACGGGCUACAAUGGUGUUGUCGUGUGCGGGACGCGAGGGGGCGGGCGCGGCGAGUCGGCGCGCAUGGCUGCGUCAAUGAGGGAGGGCGCGCCGGCCGGCGGAGCUCGCCCCGCGCCCCACGCGACCAACUUCGAGUACGAUGACAACGAGUGGGACAUAGGCAUCGGAGACCUCAUCAUUGACCUCGAUGCCGACAUAGAGAAAACGGACGAGGCGGGCGGCAUGGCGGCCCGCGCCGAGCCGGACGCGCAGCGCACGGCGCUCAAGAUGAAGAUCAAGCGUACCAAGCCGGGAACCAAGAGCUCGGAGGCCAAGCACGAGAUCGUCAAGUCGAACGAGAUGAACGGCGAGCCCAAGACGCAGGGCGCCGCCGCCGCCCCGCCCGCCGCCGCCAAGCGCGGCUCCGGCGGCCACCGGAGAGACAAGGCGCGCGACAAGCACCACCACCCGCACGACGUCAACGGCGUGGCCAGGCCCGUCGCGCCCAACGCGCCCGGGCCCCCCGCGCCGCCGCUGGCCGCCCCGGCCGCGCCGCUCGCCGCGCCCGAGCCCCGACCCUCGCCCGCGCCGCGGCUCGAGCCCGCCUCCGCGCCCGCGUCCGCGCCCGCGCAGCCCCCGCCGCCGCCCGCGCCCGCGCCCGCGCCGCACGCCCCCCACCCGCCUCACACACCUCACGCGCCGCACGGCCCCACGAUACCUAUCAAACCUGAACCUGACGACUCGCGGCAAGAAGCCCCGAGCUUACAACCACCGGCCAAGAAAAUUAAAUCAGAACCUAAGGACACAGCAGAAGUAUGCGUCGGCACGUCAGUCGGCACGAUCACGGAGCCGGACUGUCUGGGCCCAUGCGAGCCUGGUACCUCGGUCACGCUGGAGGGCAUCGUCUGGCAUGAGACGGAAGGUGGCGUGCUGGUAGUGAACGUGACGUGGCGCGGCAAGACCUACGUCGGGACCCUUCUAGACUGCACUCGCCAUGACUGGGCGCCUCCACGAUUCUGCGACUCGCCAACGGAGGAGCUGGACGCGCGGACGCCGAAGGGGCGCGGGGCUAAGCGCGGGCGCGGCGCCGCGCCCACCGACAUGACCAACUUCACCGAGACGCGCUCCUCCGUGCACAGCAAACUGCGCAACGGCGGCGCCAAGGGCCGCCGCGCGCUCCCCUCCCCGACGCCCUUCACACCCCCGCGCCCCGACAACAAGAGGAAAAGAACAUCAGAAGCAGAGGAACGACCGCCCACCCCCAAAGCCAAGCGACCGCCCCCCACACCCUCCUCUCCGCCCCCCGAUCCCGUCCUCCUAGAAUGCCCCGAGCCCAACUGCUCCAAAAAGUACAAGCACGCGAACGGCUUGAAAUACCACAGAUCGCACGCGCACGGCUCGCCGGAUGACGACGACAAGGACGGCUCCAGCUCUGAACAAGAAGAGACCCCUCCCGAACCUGCUUCCCCAGCCCGUCCACCCUCUGAACCGGCUACCCCAGCCACCCCCGUCAAAUCCCCAACUCCUGCCAAAUCCCCGGACGCGAAGAGCGAGAAGUCUCCGGAGAAGUCGCCCGAGAAGCCGGAGGUGGAGUCGCCGGCGCCGCGGUUCGCGGAGGAGUUCGUGCCGAGCCCGCCGCCCGCGCCGCCCGCCGAGCGCGCGCCCACGCCGCCACCACCCGCCACGCCGCCGCCGGAAACUUUACCUACGCUACAACCUACUCAAUUUAAGGUCAAACCGCGCUCAGCGCUAAUGCCAGCCGAGGAGACCCAACGCAAAUCCGCCGAGUCCCCCGAUGAGUCGCCAGGCAAGCGGCGACGGCGCUCGCCGACGCCGGGGGCGCGGUCGCCCGCCUACUCCGACAUAUCGGACGACACGCCCGCGCCGGAGGGAGUGCCAGACGCGGACGCCGAGCACAGGCCCUUCCCUGUCUAUCAUCAGUAUUACGGCCAGCCGCCGUACCUGCCGCCGACGCACGCGCCGCCGGCCGACAAGGGCAAGGAGGACCUCAAGGACCCCAAGUCCGACCUCAAGGAUGGCAAACCCGAGAACGCUCCCCAAAAAGUCCUGCCACAGCACUUCUACCCGUACAACUACGUGCCGAAUUUUCCUUACAACGUUGAACCGGGCGCUCCACCGGGUGCUCCCAUGGAAGACAAAGGAAAGGAGCCCGAGCGAAAGACCGCCAGCCCCCUAGACAAGGGGAAGGGCAAGGAACCUCCGCGGCCGAACGACACGCAUCAGAUCCUGAAGGAGAGCAUUGAGAUGAAGGCUCAGAUGGGGCCGUAUGCUUUUCAAAGGCCGCCGCAUGCAGAGAAGAGGAUCUCAGAAGAGGCAGAGCCGCUGCGGUCGCGUCGCGACGAUGAUGACGCGCGGGACCUGGGGGCUCUCGUGUGCCCCAUCUUCAUCUCGCGCAGCUCUCGCCGAAGCUCCGCGACCUCCCGGGCGAGAUCACUUAACGCCGAACCGGGGACUGGGUUGCUGACGGCGGCGACCCUCGGCGCGGCGGUGGCCAGGUCGUUGACCCGGUCGGCCAGGUCUGCGAGGUCCUCCAACGUCGAAGUGUUGGGCUGCCCGGCGAGCACCGUCUGGAUCCCGUGCGGCAGGCGGCCAAUCCACAAGUUCUUCAUGAAGUCGUCGUCCACGCUGACGCCAGCCAGCCCCUGCAGAUACUACAUGAGCCUGGAGGCGCGGCGGAAAGAGUCGGGCAUGGACGGGAAGCCCCCCGGGGCGGCGGCGGGCGCGGGCGGGCGGCCGCCGCCCAGCCUGCCCAAGCCGCCCAAAGACAAGGACGACAAGAAGGACGACGUCAAGGUCAAGCAGGAGGGUCAGAAGCCUACCACUGAGACUCAGGGCCCACCGCCGCCUCCGACGUCGCAAUACUACCUGCCGUACAUGCAGGGACCGCACUACGGGGCACUGCCCUUUGACCCGGUGUACCGCGCGCCGCUGAGCCCGAUGCUGGUGUCCGGGUUCGGCGGCGGCUGGACGGUGCCGCGCUACCACGCGCCCGAGGACCUGUCGCGCCCCGGCGCGCCCGCCAAGCUCGACCUGCUGCCGCCGCACGCGCCGCAGUACUACCCGCACCAGCAGCACAAGAUACACGAGCUGCAGGAGCACGCGAAGCCCCCAGCAGCGACCAAGCCUCGUCCGUCGCCGCCGAAGGAGCCGGCGCGCUCUCCGCCGCCGCAGCGGCACGUGCACACGCACCACCACACGCACGUCGGCCUCGGCUACCCGCUCUACCCGCCGCCAUACCCCGCCGCGGCAGUGCUGGCCAGCACGCAGGCCGUGGUGAACUCGUUCCCGACGCCGCCCAAAUGAGAGCGCGCGCCCUAGCGCGGCCUCCGCCCCGCCUGACCCGCGCCCGCGCCCGCGCCGGCCCGACCGGCCUGAGCGCCCGG
Messenger RNA from Leguminivora glycinivorella, 3727 nucleotides. Its product is annotated as zinc finger protein 608-like. The record is from RefSeq and is a predicted model, not a curated record. Gene Ontology annotation, biological process: regulation of transcription by RNA polymerase II. NCBI's taxonomy places the organism in Eukaryota, Metazoa, Arthropoda, Insecta, Lepidoptera, Tortricidae. The transcript has 15 exons. Gene Ontology annotation, cellular component: nucleus. Bases 408 to 3647 code for a protein of 1079 amino acids.